GGUUGGAUAGAUCAGAUUUUGAUGAUGUGAACCACAUGUGAUGGAUCGAUCGAUUUCGAACCGGACAUUGAACCCAUGCGAACCGUUCUUUGACUGGAAUGGGUAAUUUGGCAUGCACGCGGUGGGUGCAGUGAAAGCAAUGAGAAUACUGCCCUCGCGGUGGCUGCAACGAAGCCAAUUUGGAUUCUGGAAGAUGCAGAGUCUCUCUGUUCAUCGAAGCCUGGAAAAGGCUGCUUUAGCGAGAGGAUAAGAGACCGGAAGGGGAACGCUGGCCGUAGGAGUGUGAAAGCAAUAUCCUCGACGCCGGUUGCUGAAUUGAUGUGGCCGUCAGAUUUGUCGAGCGUGCUUCCACGCCUUCCGUAAUUAUCCCAAGAGGAAAAAGACGAAGGUGCAGAUGGAACACGUUUUCCUUCUGCUGCUGCCGCAGUCGCCCGACGUUUGUCUUCCUCGAGUGGAAGCCCUGCGCUUUUCUUAUUCCUCAUCUGUUCUCUCUUGUGAAACCUCAUCACUGGAGUGUGGCGCCCGCGGCGGGGUUCGACUUGGAACGCCUUCUUCCCUUACCAUUCACUCUUAUCACUCCCAUACACACUAUAUAUGUGUGUGUGUUUAGGCUAAAUACCUGUCAGCGACGUCUCCAACUCGAAGCUUGCACGGCCUUUCCGUUCUGUGCUCUGAUCAUGGACUUUGAGGGUUCCUCCUCCUCCUCGUACUCGUGCUCCUCCUCGUCCUCGGGUCUCUCGACCGCAUGGGCGCCGGGGCCGUCACCAAAGCGGAAGGCCGGGCGGAAGAAGUUCCGGGAGACGCGGCACCCGGUGUACCACGGCGUGCGGGAGCGCAACGGGGGGAAGUGGGUGUCCGAGGUGCGGGAGCCCCGGAAGAAGAGCCGAAUAUGGCUGGGCACGUUCCGGACGCCGGAGAUGGCUGCCAGGGCGCACGACGUGGCCGUCAUCGCGCUCCGGGGCGCGUCCGCCAGCCUCAACUUCCCCGACUCGGCCUGGGCGCUGCCCCGAGCGGAGUCGGCGGCCGCGGAGGACGUCCGCCGUGCCGCGGUCGAGGCAGCCGAGAUGUUCGGACCGUGGGACCCGAAAUCGCCGCCGAAGCCAGCUCCCGAGGCCGCAUGUAGGCCACCGGCGGUGUUCUUGGACGAGGAGGCGCUGUUCAACAUGCCGGAGUUGCUGGAGGACAUGGCGAGGGGACUGCUGGUGACUCCGCCGGCUGUGUUCGUGGACGAGGAGGCGCUGUUCAACAUGCCGGAGUUGCUGGAGGACAUGGCGAGGGGACUGCUGGUGACUCCGCCGGCGAUGCAGAAAGAGUUCGAUUGGGAUCGGGUGGCGGACUGCCACACGGACCUGCGGCUGUGGGCUGACUAGCUGAAGACAUCACAGUUACAGUGCAUUAAACAGCGAGUAUAUAUAGGAUCCAUUGAGUUCUCAUACUACGUACGAAAGUGCUCUCUCUCUCUCUCUCAUCUUUGAUCUUAUAUCUUUCAGUCUGUAAACUUCUUCUUAAUCCAAAGAGAACACAAAUGUAUAUGUUUGUGUGCAUGGAAGAUUUCUUUUGUAUAGAUUGA
Musa acuminata AAA Group (dessert banana) is the source of this 1570-nucleotide messenger RNA. Its product is annotated as dehydration-responsive element-binding protein 1F-like. Gene Ontology annotation, biological process: regulation of DNA-templated transcription. Gene Ontology annotation, molecular function: DNA binding; DNA-binding transcription factor activity. Bases 678 to 1370 code for a protein of 230 amino acids. The transcript has a single exon. The record is from RefSeq and is a predicted model, not a curated record. NCBI's taxonomy places the organism in Eukaryota, Viridiplantae, Streptophyta, Magnoliopsida, Zingiberales, Musaceae.